Molecule: messenger RNA, 1283 nt
Organism: Xenopus laevis (African clawed frog)
Lineage: Eukaryota; Metazoa; Chordata; Amphibia; Anura; Pipidae
Gene: ppa2.S
Product: pyrophosphatase (inorganic) 1 S homeolog
Exons: 9
Coding region: 85-933 (282 amino acids)
Biological process (GO): phosphate-containing compound metabolic process
Cellular component (GO): cytoplasm
Molecular function (GO): inorganic diphosphate phosphatase activity; magnesium ion binding; hydrolase activity
Source: RefSeq, a predicted model, not a curated record
UAGAUGGCAGUGUAGGAUCAGAGCGAGGCAGCUGCUAUUACAGCUGUCUAGGCCGCAGAGGAGGGCAGGGCAUAUAACGUGAACAUGCUGUCACUAUGCCGUGGCUCCCUCAGGCUUUGCCGAUCUACCCUGACGCACUGCUCCGGAAGGCCUGUGGCUUCCCCACGCUGGAUGAGCAUGCAAGGCUACAGAGUAGAGGAAAGGGGGCGGCCAAAUACCACUGACUAUAGGCUUUACUUCAAGAAUACAGAUGGCAAAUUCAUUUCACCAUUUCAUGACAUCCCUCUGCAUGCAAGAGCUGAACAGGACAGUGAUGUGCCAGCGAAGAAAUCAAAGACUAAUUGGGAUAAGAAUGUGUUUAACAUGGUGGUAGAGGUACCUCGUUGGACAAAUGCUAAAAUGGAGAUUGCAACAAAAGAGCUUCUUAACCCUAUCAAACAAGACAUCAAAAAAGGAAAGCUUCGCUAUGUUUCAAAUAUUUUUCCUCACAAAGGUUACAUAUGGAAUUAUGGAGCCCUUCCACAGACCUGGGAAGAUCCCAAGCAUAUUGACAAUGAUACCAAGUGUUGUGGUGACAACGAUCCAAUAGAUGUCUGUGAAAUUGGCUCCAAGGUUUGCACAAGGGGUGAUGUUAUACAGGUGAAGGUUCUGGGGAUUCUGGCUCUAGUGGAUGAAGGCGAGACUGAUUGGAAGGUAAUCGCAAUCAAUAUUGAUGACCCUGAUGCUGAGAAGUUCAAUGACAUAGAAGAUGUAAAAAAGCAUAAACCUGGCUAUCUGGAAGCAACUGUUGAUUGGCUUAGGACUUACAAAGUCCCUGAUGGGAAGCCUGAAAAUCAGUUUGGGUUUAAUGGAAAGUUUAAAGGCCAGGAAUCUGUAUCUGGAAGAACACUGUGUCUUCAUUUCAAAUGGUUGGAUUAUCCUGACAGUAUCUGAUGAUUCCUUGCCUUUAAUUGCUAAAUGACUUAAUGCUUGGCUCUUGAUGUUUCUAUCUCUGUUUUAUGGUGGCUGUGAUAUCAUCUUUUACUAUCUGUUGCCUGCUCUCACUUCUGUCCUGUUAAUAUGGAUUUUGUUUCAAUGCAGAAUGCCUGGAACAAUUGUAUCCCUUCAACACUAUACCAUACUGACGGCAUAUUCAAAUAUAUUAAAUAUUUGUUCUGAGUUGCAUGUAUGCUUUUUAACAUUUGCUAAAUGUUGCAGGAAUUUGCUCUUGAAGUGAUCAAAUCCACUCAUGAACAUUGGAAAAAUAUGUUGCACAAAAAGUCUGAUAAAGGUGAAAUUGAAUG